AAUAUCCACACAUGGUCUUUAGUUCAUAGUUCAUAUCAUUAGUUUAUUGCAUUUGAAAGGUCUCACCAGAACCCAUGAUUAUUGCCUAUAAUUACCUUAUAAUAUUGACUAUCACUCAGUCAAUAUGAAUUACCUCUCUUAACAAGGUCACAAAUAAUUUAGGCUAAUAUUUCCCCUUUGACUUGUUGACAUAGUUUCCAUCUCUUACUAAGAAGUUGAGAGUUCCUGAUCUGUGAAUGGUUGUCUUUACUCGGUGUAUUUACUCAGUCAAACCUAUGACCGAGAAGCUAAAGGAAAAUAAACACAAUUGUCUGUCCGACUGUUGCCACGUUCAUGUGCUAUUCGAAAAUACAAAACUAGGAAAUGUCCGACUUGUUAAUAGGUUGAACGCGCGGCACGUAUAUAUGUACAACAGGUUAGCAAGUCGUACAUUUCCGAGUUUCGUAGUUUCCGACGAGUACUUGAACGCGGCACGUAUCCACACCCCUGUUACUUGUUCUACAUUUCUGCUUGGAGGAAGUGGCCCCUUUCCUCACCCUGUCGCUCUUUACCGCGGGGAUACAAAAUUACUAACAAACUAUUCUGUUGUGUGAAAAUUAGGCAAUUGUCGUCCUAGAAAAUUGAGAAAUCGUCUCUGCAGAAUAGCACGUACGUUGUAACAACAUAGUUGUAAGAAGAUACGCCAGAGUGGAUCGUUUUGAGCUGGAGUAGCCUCGUCUGCUUUGUUUACGUUGGGAUUGUUUUGAUGCGGGGUGUUUUCACGGUGACGUUUUUGCGUGGAAAACGACUGUAAAUCCUGCAACGAUGGCAAUGCAGGCCCAGGUGAUAUAUGACUUCAGUGCUGAACCAGGAAAUAACGAGUUGACAGUCAGAGAAGGAGAGACUGUCACCGUCCUCAAUCAGAAUGUUGGUGGAGGAUGGAUAGAGGCUCAGAACUCCAGAGGAGAAAGUGGGCUGGUGCCAGAAGACUACUUACAGGUUGGUGCGGUGUCAUCCACAACACCAGAGACAACUACCUAUCCGGAUGCCUACAGCCCCGAGUCCAGCAACAGCACAAACACUCAGGUUGCUAACGGUGACAACCCUUGGUCUGGGGGAGGAGCUUACACCAACAAGACAGCCGGGGGAUGGGACACCCAGGGAUACGCGCAGACUCAACAGAAUGCAGGUGAUGAUGACGAUGAUGGUGAGUGGGAUGAAGAGUGGGAUGAUGCCAGAUCAACAGGGGGUUAUGGAGAAACUACAGGGGAGGAGGAAGGAGAGGCGACAGGCCGCAACACACACACACACAUGAAGAUAUCCCUCAACAAGUUUGCGUUCUCUAAGAUCCCCAACCCAGAGGUGUACCUCCUGGCUAAACUACCACCCAAAGGCAAAGACAGACUGGCCAUCUAUAUGGGAGAUGUGGGGCCAGUGUGGCUGUAUCCCCAGUCUCCUCUUGACUGUGUCGUGGCUGAUCCUAAAAAGGGCUCUAAGAUGUAUGGGCUGAAGAGUUACAUAGAAUAUCAGGUCACACCCAACACGACCAACAGACCUGUCAAUCACAGGUAUAAGCAUUUUGAUUGGCUGUAUGAGCGCCUGUUGGAGAAGUUUGGUUCCGCCAUCCCCAUCCCCUCGCUGCCUGACAAACAAGUCACAGGUCGUUUUGAGGAGGAGUUUAUCAAGAUGAGGAUGGAGAGACUGCAGGGCUGGAUGUGUCGUAUGUGUCGUCAUCCUGUCGUCUCCAACAGUGACGUCUUCCAGCUCUUCCUCACAUACAGAGACGAGAAGGAGUGGAAGACCGGGAAGAGGAGAGCAGAGAAGGAUGAGUGUGUUGGACCAAUGGUCUUCUCCACCAUCGACCCUGAAGCUCCUGAGUUAGACAUAAUAGAAGUGGAGCAGAAGUGUGAGUUGUUCAGUAGGUUCACUAAAGAGAUGGAUGAUGGAGUUAAAGACCUGCUGAACGUUGGGAACAUACACUGGAAACGCUGCACAGGCCCUCUGCGUAAGGAGUACCAGAAGAUUGGGAAAGCCUUUCAGAACCUGUCAUCUGUCUUCAACACCAGUGGCUAUACAGGAGAGGCCACACUCACAGAUGCUCUCACAGCUGCAGGGAAAACAUACGAGGAGAUCUCACAGAUCGUAGCUGAGCAGCCCAGAAAAGACCUUCACUUCCUGAUGGAAACCAACAACGAAUACAAAGGGCUGCUAGGCUGCUUCCCUGAUACUAUCGGAGUACACAGGGCGGCUAUAGAGAAGGUGAGGGAAGGGGACAAGAUGGUGGCAGCAGGGAAGAUCACCACACAGGAUAAAGGGACCAUGGCCAAACGCAUCAGCAUCAUGUGCUACUCACUACAAGCUGAGAUGAACCACUUCCAUAGCAACCGUAUCUAUGACUACAACAGAGUCAUGCAGCUCUACCUGGAAGAACAGAUCAGGUUCUAUGAAACGAUUGCUGAGAAGCUGAAGCAAACCCUGGGCCAGUUUACCACCCUGUAAAGGGAAACAAACACACAAACCUUAUUCUUCUCCUUUCUGCUUCGUGGGACCAACAACCUUAAACAGGAUGGACUGGUGUCUGGAUGAUGUAGUUGGAAGACAGUAUCACCCUGUGCCUUUUAACUACACAAGGAGUUAAACAUAACGAUGUUAUAUUUUAAUAUCACAAUGCAGAACAAUAUGUUAAAUGUUGUUUCAUAACCCUCUAAUUAUAUCUCUUUUAUUUAUAAUAUAGAUAUAUGAAAUGGU
Molecule: messenger RNA, 2727 nt
Organism: Oncorhynchus keta (chum salmon)
Lineage: Eukaryota; Metazoa; Chordata; Actinopteri; Salmoniformes; Salmonidae
Gene: snx9a
Product: sorting nexin 9a
Exons: 18
Coding region: 805-2478 (557 amino acids)
Biological process (GO): mitotic cell cycle; endosomal transport; cleavage furrow formation
Cellular component (GO): cytoplasmic vesicle; plasma membrane
Molecular function (GO): protein binding; phosphatidylinositol binding
Source: RefSeq, a predicted model, not a curated record